Trichoderma asperellum CBS 433.97 is the source of this 1419-nucleotide messenger RNA. RefSeq lists its product as uncharacterized. Lineage: Eukaryota; Fungi; Ascomycota; Sordariomycetes; Hypocreales; Hypocreaceae. The record is from RefSeq and is a predicted model, not a curated record.
UUCAGCUUCAUACAGCCGCAUAAGCAGCAAACAGCGCUCUAAUACAAUCAGAUAUAUCUUCAAUUCCUUUUAGCUAUACAUUUCAUCCCCUGAGCACUCGACCCGUUUUCAAUUCAUUUUGACACGACAAUACUUCCCAUACCGUUAUCGCUUGCUUACACUGCGGGGCAAGAUGCCUCUCAUUAUGAACGUUGAAGACAUCAACGACCUCGAUGGUCUAGCGCCACGUGCCUGCGAAGUAUGCCACCGAAAGGACAAAAUCUUCCGCUGCUCAGCUUGCCAGGCCGUGUAUUAUUGUGGGCGAGACUGCCAGGUGGAAGACCGUGAAUGUCACAAGAUUCCAUGCAAGUUGCUCAAAAAGGCGCUUGAUCGCUACAAGCUAGAGGAGCAGAAGCUGCGUGAGUGGCCGGGAGAUCUCGACUCACCUGCAAACGCCUUUGAACAGGACGUUGGCCAUUUCUGGAGAAACAUGGCAACGCGUCCAUAUAUGGUUGCGCGGCUUGAUCUAGCGCACAUAAUGCUAAACAGCUACGGCACCCCUGGUGGCCCUGUGGAUCUUGUACAGAUCAUCCUAGACCAUUACUUCGACAUGCUGCGACUGAGCCGUUCAGACGAUCUGGGUGUGCGUGAGAUUAUCCCUGGGCUAUAUGUUCGACUGGGCAGAGACCAAGAUGCCUACGACUUCAUGACGUGGUUUGCUGCUGUUAAUGAGGACCCGGAUCACGAAUGGGGGAACGUGGAUAAACCUUUCUUGGAUACCAAAGAUGCGAACGUAUUCGAGGAACCACUGAAGCGAGCGUGGACGGUCACUUCGUUUUUGGAUUUGAGCCACGCUGUGGUAGUGCUGUUGAUCAAAGUGCGGGUCUUGCUCGACCUCUAUGCCAUCCAGAACACCUUUAUUGCCCUCACUGGCGUGAUACCGCCUGAAAUUAUUGCAAUUAUCUGCGGUAAACUAGUCCGCUCCGAUGUCAUGUUUCGACAUCAAAUUCUGUUGAGCACGCCGGAAAAGAUGGCGUCGCUGACGAAGAGAAUCAAGAGCCAAGUCAGAGAGUUAUACAAGGCUGUUGGAAAAUACAACCCGUACUUCUGGAACCUGAUGGUCAAUGAUCCGGAUGCAUGUGUUUUGCGGACACCACAAUAUAAUGGAUAUGCGCAGAGAUCGGAACAAGAAGCCUUGGUAAUACUCGCAUUCACCUUUGCUGCGUGGUAUGAGACACCGGGAGCAAUCAAGAUGCUUCGAGAUCUGGCGAAAAUGAGAUGAAGCUGUUAACAAGCGGGAAUGAAAGUAUAUAAGAAGAAAAAUGGGUUUAACAAAAGGCAGCGAGGAUUAACGACUCUGUUUUCGUGUUAAGACAUAUAUGUAUAUAUUAUACAAGGACAUAUUUUAGCUAUAGGCCCAACAGAAAUUGUACAGUUACC